Molecule: messenger RNA, 2223 nt
Organism: Brachypodium distachyon (stiff brome)
Lineage: Eukaryota; Viridiplantae; Streptophyta; Magnoliopsida; Poales; Poaceae
Product: CBL-interacting protein kinase 15-like
Exons: 3
Coding region: 697-2031 (444 amino acids)
Biological process (GO): signal transduction; protein phosphorylation
Molecular function (GO): protein kinase activity; ATP binding
Source: RefSeq, a predicted model, not a curated record
GCCUCUUGACUCAGCACUGCAUAGGAUUGUGAUAAGAUGAGCACAUCCUGUGGAGUAGCAACAAACAAACAAACAAACAACAAUCACACAAUUGGCCAUCCAUCCACAUGCGUGGGAAGCCAACGAGAAAUAUAUUACUCAGAAGAAUAUGCCCUGCGGUGCCAAGGGGGGCAGUUUGGUCAAGACCGCGUCUCUGCCGCGCUGUUCUUCCCAUCUUCUUCUUCCUCCUCUGCUUUGGGUAUAAAGACGGCCAAGGCACCACCAAUCUCUCAACACACUCCACCACCAACGUCUACAACCAAACUGCUCUUAGGAAAGACUGCCGACGGAGCAAACCGCUCUUAGCCUCCGGCGAUCUUCGUCUUCGUCUUCGCGGCCGGCGGAACCCAAACCGGAAGAGAACUUCAGUCAACACAGAAACUCAACGGCACUGGGAAUGCGGAAAGAUGUGCUUGCAUAGAAGAAACUUCUCUUGUAAGAUCGAAGAGAUCGCCGAUCUGCGAGGGCGAGGGCCAACCUGGUCAGCUGAUGUGAGCGACCACCUUGCCUGCAUCAAUUCCACAACAUUUAGACUCCGCUAUGAUGAAGCCACAAGAGUACUGGAUCAUGACUUCGGGGAGGCUGGUUGAAGUGUUGCAACCCAUUUGAGUCAUAGCCACAAGAACAGUUGAAGCUGUGAUUUGUACUGUUGAAGACAUGGACAGCAGCGGAAAGGUUGUACUGGGGAGGUAUGAAGUGGGCAGAUUGCUAGGAAAAGGAGCAUUUGGCAAGGUGCAUUAUGCAAAGAACCUCAAGUCGAACCGGAGUGUUGCCAUAAAGAUGCUGGACAAGGAGAAGGUGCUGAAGGUCGGGCUCUCAGAGCAGGUCAGGCGUGAGAUCACAACCAUGCGGUUGGUGGCACAUAAGAACAUUGUGAAGCUCCAUGAGGUAAUGGCGACACGGAGUAAGAUAUACUUCGUCAUGGAGUACGUGAAAGGUGGCCAGCUCUUUGACAAGAUCUCAAAUGGUGGCAAGCUCACGGAGAGUGCUGCACACAAGUACUUCCAGCAGCUCAUCAGUGCAGUGGAUUACUGCCACAGCCGAGGCGUGUAUCACCGGGACUUGAAGCCUGAGAACCUGCUGCUGGAUGAGCAUGAGAACUUGAAGGUUUCGGAUUUUGGAUUGAGUGCUCUCUCGGAGUCGAAGAGGCAAGAUGGCUUACUCCACACCAUCUGUGGAUCACCUGCAUAUGUAGCACCAGAGGUGAUUAGCAAAGGAGGCUAUGACGGUGCAAAAUCAGAUAUCUGGUCUUGUGGUGUUGUCCUGUUUGUUCUCGUUGCUGGUUAUCUCCCUUUCCAAGGCCAGAACUUGAUGGAGAUGUACAUGAAGAUUGAACAAGGUGAUUUCAAGUGCCCUGGUUGGGUUUCAAUUAAACUCCGGAAGUUGCUACACAAAAUCAUGGACCCUGAUCCGAGUAAGAGGAUAUCAAUCCAGAAGAUAAAAGAGUCUACCUGGUUCCGAAAAGGUCCUGAGGAGACCCUUACAAUGGAAAGAAUUCCUAUUGAGAAUGCCCCCACAAAUGCUGCUCCAACACUCAUGAGGCGGAGGAAGAACAGCCAUGGAGAUGCAAAGCCCCUGGCCGUGACAAAUUUAAAUGCCUUUGAAAUCAUCUCUUUCUCCACAGGGUUUGACCUCUCUGGCCUAUUCGUCGAGAAAGAGAGCAAGAAGGAAACAAGGUUCACUUCGGAAAAUCCUGCCUCAGCCAUCAUCUCGAAGCUGGAAGAUGUCGCAAAGGCGCUGAAUCUCAGGGUGAGGAAGAAGGACAAUGGUGUUGUCAAGAUGCAAGGGAGGAAGGAAGGAAGGAAUGGUGUCGUCCAGUUUGACUCAGAGAUCUUCCAGAUCACCCCCUCCUACCAUCUCAUUGAGAUGAAACAAACAAGCGGCGACUCGCUGGAGUACCAGAAGCUCUUGGAAGAUGGCAUCCGUCCAGCACUGAAGGACAUCGUCUGGGCCUGGCAUGGAGAUGAUGAUCAUCACCAGCAGCGAGGCUAGCUUUGGUUGUUUCAGUUAUUUAUGUUUUGUUCUAGAGGUUUGUUUCAUUUUCGGCUUGAGUAAUUCUGUUCUACUCUGCAUGAGUGUGUUCUUUGUAACAAAUAAUCUUCUCUCCUUUUCUGUAUUGGAUGGGCAAUAAUUGUUGAGAGACUGAAUUACAUUCUGAAAAUUGUUUCUGUUCUGUGAUGUAUA